AUGUGUCAAGUCUGGUACAAAUUCCACUUCUGCUCCCAAGGAGGAAGAUGUGUCUCCAAUAACGGCUGGGUCAACCGUGCCGGCGAGAUGUACGUGAGACCAUACGCUCGCGAGGUCAUGGUCAGGCGUGAAUGCCCAGACUUCAGGUACCGCGGUUGCUCCGGCCAGCAGUACGUCGGUGGAGACACCAAUGAGAGCGACAACAUGUGCCCUCAGUGCGAGAGCGCUUCCAGGAGCCACGGAAGAAGAAGAAGACGCUAG
Messenger RNA from Neurospora tetraspora, 261 nucleotides. RefSeq lists its product as uncharacterized. Lineage: Eukaryota; Fungi; Ascomycota; Sordariomycetes; Sordariales; Sordariaceae. The coding region runs from base 1 to 261 and encodes 86 amino acids. The transcript has a single exon. The record is from RefSeq and is a predicted model, not a curated record.